Molecule: messenger RNA, 1769 nt
Organism: Eruca vesicaria subsp. sativa (arugula)
Lineage: Eukaryota; Viridiplantae; Streptophyta; Magnoliopsida; Brassicales; Brassicaceae
Source: the annotation of a GenBank genome assembly
CUUCUUUCCUGAUCCUUAUACUUUUCUCUUCAGUUUAUAAAUCGUGGGCCUUAGGGCAUAAUAAGUCGGUGAUCAGAUCAAUAAUCUGGGGGUUUCUGAGAAACCCUAGAACCCGAUCAGUGACUUAUUACUCACUCUAACUAUCUCCAUCGAUCAUGGAAUCAUGGGAUGAAGAGAGUGAGAUAAAAAGCUAGCUUCAAAGAUAUUAGAGUGAAAAGGUGAAAGAUUUGGAUAUUUUAUUGAGGCUUUUCGAGAGAGAGACAAAAAAAAUGGCGUCUUCAAGCUCUCCAUGCGCAGCUUGCAAGUUCCUAAGGAGAAAAUGCACACAAGAGUGUGUGUUCGCUCCCUAUUUCCCGCCAGAUAACCCUCAAAAAUUCUCAUAUGUCCACAAAGUCUUCGGUGCAAGUAACGUCGCUAAGCUUCUCAACGAGCUAGCCGCUAACCAAAGAGAAGAUGCCGUUAACUCUCUCUUUUACGAAGCCGAAGCUCGACUCCGAGACCCGGUUUAUGGCUGCGUCGGUUUAAUAUCCAUCCUUCAGCAUCGUCACAAACAGCUUCAGCAAGAUCUUGAAAACGCCAAGAAAGAACUCGCUGCUUACGUUGGUCCUCAAGCUAUGCUUCCUAUUCUCCAAACGCAGCAUCAUCCUCAACCGCAUUUCAUGUCUCUACCGCCGCAACCGCAGCUGCAGCGACCGUCUUCCUCUUCUUCUUCAGCAUCUGUGCUGACCCAGCAGCAGCAUCAGCAGCAUAACUUGUUUCCAAUGGUGGCUAUUCCAACAGGACAACUUUACCAUCAGCAGCAACAUCAACAGAUUUUUGAGGCUCAGCAAUUAGCGGUUGCGAGAGAGCAGCAGAAUGAAUUGUUUAGAGCGUUUGGAGCAGGAGGAGGGAGUAACACUAGUCCACAUCAUCAUCAGCAAAACCAACCUCAAGUUGAGGUUUUGAGGUUUGAUAAUAGUUUUGACUUUGUACCGACCGGUUCAGUUACAGUAACCGGAUUUAAUCAGUUAAGCUCCAGCGGUACAACGGUAACCGGAAUGUCACCGUCUUUGGCUCUUGGUGGUAACUUUGUUGAUAGUCCUCCCACGAAUGAUAGUUAUCAUACGGAUCAGCAGUUACAUCAUCAACAAAAGCAACAACAUCAUGAGGCUCAGCUGUUCAUACCUACACAAUCUUCCCAACCGCUACCACUUCAAACGCAGGAGACGCAAUCGCAGCCAAAUUCUGAGAGCGAGGAGGGUAGGAGGAGUAUCAUUGGUUCAUCUCGGUAGUUUCAAGAAAGAGAAAAAAAAAUAAAAAAUAAAAAAAAAUGUUACGGCCUUUGACCUUCUCGCUUGCUCAAUAACCUCAAAUUUUCCUCAGUUGGAAACUCUGACUUUGCUCAAGGCAUUACGGACACUAUCGAGUUCUUUCUAAUUUUGUCGCACGUCCAACAACGAAAAGACACUCAACAUGUUAAAGUCAGCGGUAUUUGGUUGAUUUUGAGUUUUGGUGAAGAGUAUAACCCAAAGGCCCGUAUGAAAUUGAACAAAAGAUAUCCACUCCAUCUAUCCCUCUGGUUUUUCAUUACAGAAACAUAUAUUAUUUACAUUUUUUUCUGUAUUUCCUAUUUUUAUUUUUUUAUAUUUAUGUUUUGUUUUAAGUGAAAAUGAGAGUUAUUAGUGUUUAUGGAUGCAAUUAUAUUUGUAAAUGAGAUGCAAAUAGCAGGGUCACCUCGCCUAGUUUGUUUAUCACAAUGUCAAACCCGACUAUUUUAAAAAAUACCAUGG